This is a messenger RNA of Aspergillus ibericus CBS 121593, 770 nucleotides long. RefSeq lists its product as uncharacterized. The record is from RefSeq and is a predicted model, not a curated record. NCBI's taxonomy places the organism in Eukaryota, Fungi, Ascomycota, Eurotiomycetes, Eurotiales, Aspergillaceae. The annotation marks the transcript as partial. The transcript has a single exon.
CAGCACCUAAGUACGCAUAGAGGCGUGAAUAGUUCCCGAAUCUACGAAUCCAUCUCCGCCCCAUGCGGUCUCCCCGAGUCAGUCCUGGCGAAGAGGAAGGUGUCGCAAUUGUCUCCUGUGAUUGAGGGUCGGAACGGGGAGAACAUCAGGCACCCAGGCUACGAGCAGCCCGCCAAAUCCAUGAGUGAGAUCGACUUUCCAAGAUGCUGGAACGCAUUGAGAGACUUUUGGGAGUCUCAUUAGUUUCGUCCGCAUUACCCGGAUCUCCGGAUGGGAAUGGAGAUAUCAAUCUGGGACCUCCAACCCAACGCGAUGAAGGCAUUCUGGACCGUACAUCUGCGUCAGCGUUGUUAGAGCUAAUGCUCAAACAGAAUGAUUUGGACUAUUUCAAGGAGGUCGACGGAGGGGCUGCAUCGGUGAAGCAGACUCUGCAUGAUAUGAAGGAAAUAUUGAAGCGUAUAGCAUAAGUUGAGAUGGGUGAUUUGAUUCGACUUAUUUGGCAGCACCUUCGCGGAUAGUCAUGCUUCACCGUCGACGGAGCAGUUGGCCCCUGUUCCCCCCAAGUAAGAAACUGUUCAUGGCGGCUCGCCUUUUGCAUAGACUCCUAACUUGACUAUCGCGAGAAACUCUUGUAACGGUUCGUCGUCAGGAAUGCCUUGCAUGACCUGUCUCCCGAGAUUAAGAAAGACGGCUAUUUCUUACUAAGACACAACCCACCGCAGACAUCAUACAGUCGACUUAUUCAUGCCGGAUCUGCGAGGAUUCAAUAA